AGGAGAGAGGGGAUAAGAGAAGAAUGCCUACGGAGGAGUGAGAGGGAGAGGAACAGACGGGAGCCAGGAGGUGUGCUGUGUAACUGCUUCUGAGACUCCAGACUCCUGCAUGYAUCUGCGGUUCCUUUCCUUGGUCUCUGCCAGGAGGCUGCUUAAAAACCCUGAGCCCACAGCUCUAUCCUCCUCCUCUCCUCUCUCUGACACACCACCAAACAGGACUAAGUUCUAUACGCAUCUGCACACCAAAGUUUUCACCACAGCUUUCUACAAACCAAAACCUUCUACACACCAAAGAUUUCGACAAUCUUUCCUUCAGUCUCCUGGCUCUUAGAGACUCUUCAAGCUCGUAGAGACUCUUCAAGACAGACUGAUUCCGGUUGAGACUUCUUCUAAACCUGAGGACUGUUGGAUGGUCUAUUGUUGUUGCUCGUCUAGCACAUGCAGGUCAUCUGUUAGCUGACUACUCUGACUGGUCUGUGUGAGAGUCUGUGGGUGGCCUGAGGAUUUUGUGCGUCACUGAAACAUUAGUUGACCUAUUUGGUCUGCAACCUUGCCUUUGUUUCGUUGGCGCAACCAGAGUGACUGAGGAAUCUUCUCUUGCACGGCAGAUAAGGCCUUCUUAGAGCUGGGGUCAGGUUGCACUGCGAGUUCUGGUCCUGGUUCUGAGUGUAGUAAGAAGAUGAGGGGUGCAGUGUUGAGUUUGUGGGUGUCUCUGGCCCUGUGCUGUUGGGUUCUGGGCUGGGCUGGAGGUAUGGAGGGACAGGACACUGGACAUGUCCAGUUACAGGUGAGACAGGCUGGACCUGUGGCUCAUGGGAGAGAAGUGGAGGAAGACAGGGAGGAGGUUAUGAUGGACGACCCUGGCGUGGAGGUGGAGGAGAGCAAACCAAAGAAGAAGAAAUCUCCAGAGGAGGUAGAGGCAGCCAGGGCAAAGAAAGCUGCAGAGAGGGAGGCCAAAGCCAAGAAGCAGAAAGCCCCCAAGGCACCCAAGAAGCCCAAGGCUACCAAGGCACCUAAAGCCACCAAGGCACCUAAAGCCACCAAGGCACCUAAGAAGCCCAAGGCUACCAAGGCACCUAAAGCCACCAAGGCACCCAAGGUCACCAAGCCCAAAGCCACGAAGGCCUCCAAGACGACUGGAAGGAAGGACGAGGGGGUGGAGCCGGUGGCCAAAAAACCCACUCUGGAGGAAGAGGAGGAGAAACUGCUGAUUGAGCUGGGCUGGGAUAGAUUGAUUCCACCUGUGACUCCCAAGGAGCCUCAAGAGCCAGGCCAGGUAGACAGGAGACCCUCGGGGCCCACGCCUCCCUCUACUGGCUCCAAGACUCUGACAGAGCAUGACCAAGAUUACUGGGAUGCCAAGCCUGACAGAGAGAGGACCACCACUGAGGUCAUUAUGUAUGUACCAGAGGAAACCACUGUGCCGCCCAUGCCCUGGUACGAAGAGUAUGAUUAUGCAGAUUUGGCAGCUAAGAAGCUAGAGGAGGAGGCAGAGAAAGCUCGCAAGGAGAAGGAGGAAAAAGUGGAGCGGCUGAGGAAGAUGUGGGAAGAGGAAGAGGCGGAGAGGCUGAGGCAGAUCCCGUUACACGCCGAGUCCAAGAAAUGCCCUCCUCUAGGCCUGGAGUCCCAUCGUGUUGAUGAUGACCAGCUGCUGGCCUCGUCUCAGUCUCACCACGGCUUCUCAGCUCAGAGAGGCAGGCUCAACAUGCAGAGUUCCGGUGAUGACGACGGUGUGUACGGGGGUGCGUGGUGCGCAGAGCCAGAGGAGCAUAACCACUGGUUUGAGGUGGACGCUCGCAGAGAGGUGGAGUUCACUGGAGUCAUUGUACAGGGCAGGAAUUCAGACUCAGCGGAAGAUUUUGUGUCCACGUUCCACGUGGCCUUCAGUAACGACAGUCGUGAUUGGACGGUGCUCCACGAUGGCUAUGCUGAGUGGUUGUUCUAUGGCAAUGUGGAUAGGGACAGUCCAGUGAUGGUGCAGUUUGAUUGGCCAAUCGUGGCACGUUACAUCCGUAUCCUCCCCCAGAGCUGGAACGGUAGCCUGUGUCUCAGAGCUGAGGUCAUGGCCUGCCAACUGCCAAGCAGCUUCCGUAGUGAGAAUGAGGUCCACCCCACAGACGACCUGGACUACAGACACCACAACUAUAAGGACAUGAGACAGAUGAUGAAGGUGAUAAAUGAGGAGUGUCCUAACAUCACAAGGAUCUAUAACAAAUUGGGAAGAGUUCUGCUUCGGCCUGAAGAUUGUAUCGCCAUUGGACGAUCUCCUGACAACCCGCGGGAACACAGACAGGUGCAGCCGGAGGUUCCGCUACACGGCGGGUUUCUCCAUGGCAACGAGGGUGCUGGGCGGGAGCUGCUCCCUCCUGCUGAUUGCAGUUCCUGUGUAGAGGAGUACAAUGACGACAACCCCCGAGUGCGCCGCCUGGUGGAGGCUCUGAGAUGGGAACUGGGGUCUGGCCACUGGACGGAGGAGGGAUACGAUAUCUUCCAGAACUUCCCGGACCUCAACAGUGUUUCUCGGACCCCAUUUGUGUUGCGGGCCAAUUUGCAGGGGGGAGAAAAAGUGGUGGCAUACCCGUUUGAUAUGCAGCGGCCUCCAAAGGCUGCAGGGACGUUGGGGUCUCGSCGUGGGUCUCGACCCGGUAUGGACCAUGAGAUGAAYGAGGAAACGUGGGCCCGGAUGCAGCGUCAGAACGGGGACGCACUACGGGAGACGGCAGACGACACCAUGUUCCGCUGGCUGGCCAUGUCGUACGCCCACAGCCACCUGACCAUGACGGAGACCCAGCGGGGCUCCUGCCACACCGACGACAUCUCUGGGGGUCAGGGCAUCAUCAACAGGGCCAGCUGGAAACCUGUGGUGGGGAGUAUGAAUGACUUCAGCUACCUGCACACUAACUGCUUUGAGCUGUCCGUCUUCCUGGGCUGUGACAAGUUUCCGCACGAGAGUGAGCUGCCUCUGGAGUGGGAGAACAACCGAGAGGCACUACUGUCCUUCAUAGAACAGGUGCAUCGUGGGAUAAAGGGUAUAGUGAGGGACAUGGAGGGCAAACCUCUGGCCAAUGCCACCAUMUCUGUGGAAGGUAUCAAGCACGACGUCAAGACUGCUGCAGCCGGAGACUACUGGCGGUUGUUGAACCCUGGGGAGUACCGUGUGAUGGCCCGCGCUGACGGYCACACUCCCCAGAUCCGGCUGUGCAUGGUGGGCUACGACUCCGGGGCCACCCCCUGCAGCUUCACCCUGGCCAAGUCCAACUGGGAUCGCAUCAAGCAGAUCAUGGACCUCCACGGAAAGAGGCCAAUACGGCUUGUCACCAAGGCACCGCCCCAGGCAGGAAUUGAUAUCAGUGGUGGAGCCGUCGGCAGCAUGAACACCACAAAGACGGACACCCGUGGCAGGGUGGCCGACUCCCAGAAUGCUAAGAAUCUCCGCCGCUUACGGAUGAUGCGCCUGCGCCAGCUGCGCCUGCGGAGACUCAGGGCCAACCUCUCCACCACCACGACCGUUGCCACCACGACCACCACACCGGCCCCCACGACGACGGCGGAGCUGGUGACCGAGAGCACUACUUCCUGGUAUGACUCGUGGUUCCCUGUGGAGAGUUCGUAYACAGAGCCCACRCAGGCCGAGAUCCUCACAGAAAUCCAGGAGUUAGAGCCCACAGAGGACUACACCUUUGAUUACAAGUUUGAUGAUUACUAAAUUGUAUUGAAUUGCUAAAGUAACAAAUUACAGUUUGUAAAUACACAAUCAUAGCUACAAGGCAUUAUUCAAAUUGUGGGAAAUAAAAAACAACUUUAAUUCUGCUGAAAGACAAUAUUGUAACUGCAUUUUUGUAGCACUUUUUAUAUUAAAAUAAUAAUACUGUACUUUCUUUGUGCUCUUCUAUGAAUGUCUCUUGAUGGUUUUACAUUUAUUCUGAUAUAUUUUUGUGACGCACACACAUUGAUCAGAGAAUAGGUGACAUUCUUUCUGUGCAGAUCAKGGAGUCAAAGGCAUGUUAUUGGUAUUAAUUACUCAAGCAAGCCUACUCUGAGAUAUCCAGCCUUGCUAUUAUGUUGCGGGUCAAUUUGACCCAUUUCCACRUUUGAGUUGUCUAAAAUACUAGUURACCUCUCUUUUUCUCCAUGAAAUKAAAUGACUUUUCCUCAUUCAGGGUCAUGAACCUCACUUCAAAAUGGGGACACGCUGAUGUGUUGUGGAAUGUCUGUCUAGGUUGUGUAUAAAAACAUGAUGUUGGAGGUCAUUUUGACCCGGAGGCUUUCAUGUGUAUAGAUAAAUCCAAAAUAAACAAGUGUMUUUGAUGUA
Salvelinus sp. IW2-2015 is the source of this 4312-nucleotide messenger RNA. The record is from RefSeq and is a predicted model, not a curated record. Lineage: Eukaryota; Metazoa; Chordata; Actinopteri; Salmoniformes; Salmonidae.